Molecule: messenger RNA, 1461 nt
Organism: Dacryopinax primogenitus
Lineage: Eukaryota; Fungi; Basidiomycota; Dacrymycetes; Dacrymycetales; Dacrymycetaceae
Product: S-adenosyl-L-methionine-dependent methyltransferase
Exons: 7
Coding region: 1-1125 (374 amino acids)
Biological process (GO): peptidyl-arginine methylation
Cellular component (GO): nucleus; cytoplasm
Molecular function (GO): protein arginine N5-methyltransferase activity; protein binding
Source: RefSeq, a predicted model, not a curated record
AUGGCAUCCCAACACGACGCCAACGACGACGACGCCCUCCCACCAGAACUCAUAACAACAUUCAACGAACUCAAAUCAUCCCUCCUCUCCCAUUCCCUUCCCUCAACACUUACAGCACUCAAAGCAGGCGCACCAGCAUGGUAUCAAGACCCAGAGUCAGGCUGGGGUGCACUACACUACGCCGCCGAGUGGGGGGACGAAGCUGCUGUAAAGGCGGUGCUGGAUGCUGGAGGGGUGUGGAAUGCCUUGGACAACUUGGGGAACACGGCUGCGGAUAUCGCAAUAUCGAGAAACGAACAAGGAGUGUACGAGCUCAUACGUGACGCUGGCUUGCGCUCCGAACUACUACUCCACCUCCUAGCCCAGCAUUCCGCUCUCACAGUAGCCGACCCCACCCCCGCAGCGAACAUCGACUCCUUCCUUUCCUCUCACCUCGUCUUCCACACAGACGGCGACGGGCAGGAAGUAUGCUCCGUUUACGUUCCUUCUUCCGAGGAGGGGGAGGAAAAACAGGUAGAGGUGGGGGUGAUGAUGGCCUGGGAGCGGGUGAUCAUGCAGGAGACCGUUGACCUGCUCUCGUCUUCCCUUCUCGGAGGAGGAAAAGACCUAAGAGUUCUGAACGUCGGUUUCGGGCUCGGGAUCAUCGACACUCUUUUCCAGUCCCUCUCCCCUGUGAAACAUACGAUCAUUGAGCCCCACCCGGACGUAUUGGCGCAUAUGGAAAAAACGGGCUGGGCGAACAAGCCCGGGGUCGAGAUACGGAGAGGGAAAUGGCAGGACGUCCUCCUGCAGGGGGAGGGCGAGGGGGAGAAAUGGGACAUAGUAUACUUUGACACCUUUUCGGAGCAUUAUUCUGAUUUGAGGCAGUUCUUCGCCCUCCUUCCUAAGAUCCUCUCUGGUCCACGCGCUAGGUUCUCAUUCUUCAACGGUCUAGGCGCGACGAAUGCGGUGUUCUACGACGUCGCCUCCCGCCUCGCCGAGAUCCAUCUUCUCAAACUCGGACUGUCCACGCACUGGGUCCAAGUAUGGGUCAAGGCUGACGUCCUGGAGGCGUGGUACGACAGCAGGCAGUAUUUCAAGCUGGAAUGGUACAAGUUGCCGAUCUGCAGCCUUAGGGCUGCUUAGUGCUUGGUGCUGGAGGCGGGAGACUGGAGACUGAGGGCUGCGGGCUGCCGAGGACUGAUACGUCAUCGUGUCGUGUCGUGUCGUGUCGCGGGUUGGUUGGAUUGGACCGGUUUGGGUGGAAGACAGGCGGCACCGCGCAUUAUUCUCGAUUCUCGAUUCCUGAUUCCUGAGGAUGACUAGGUAUAUCCAGGCCACGCGUUUCCCUACUUCUGCAUUCUGCUUCGGGAAGGACGCUGGCGCUGGCGCCUGUGUCUGUAAUUGGCUGCUUCCUUCUUGUUCGGGAAGGACGCUGGCGUCUGUAUAUAUAAUUGGCUGCGGUGGAGGCUCCAUAUAUUG